Messenger RNA from Coffea eugenioides, 2342 nucleotides. Its product is annotated as crossover junction endonuclease MUS81. Gene Ontology annotation, molecular function: crossover junction DNA endonuclease activity; DNA binding; 3'-flap endonuclease activity. Bases 120 to 2180 code for a protein of 686 amino acids. The record is from RefSeq and is a predicted model, not a curated record. Gene Ontology annotation, cellular component: nucleus; Holliday junction resolvase complex. Gene Ontology annotation, biological process: resolution of meiotic recombination intermediates; double-strand break repair via break-induced replication; mitotic intra-S DNA damage checkpoint signaling. The transcript has 15 exons. NCBI's taxonomy places the organism in Eukaryota, Viridiplantae, Streptophyta, Magnoliopsida, Gentianales, Rubiaceae.
GUAGGAAACCCUAACCUUCUAAUUCCCAUCUCUACGCCUAGCCAAAAUCCCAAAAUUCUCCCCAAGGAACUGAAGAAAAACUGAUUAAUUCCAUGAAUUUCAGUUAAUUCACCGGAAAAAUGGAUUUCCAGCUAAGAAGUGUGUGCCCGGAGAAUGAAGAUGUCGCAGCCUUCAUGAAGAAUAAAUGGCAAGAAAUGGCGGCAAAUCCCAAAGGGAUUUCUGACAAUCUUAACAAUACUUUUUAUAAGGCUUAUUCUAAUGUAUGUAAUUCCAAAACUCCCAUCAAAUCCCUCCGAGACUUGGCAGAAAUCAAGGGAGUAGGAAAAUGGAUUCUGAAGCUAAUGCAAGGGUUUUUUGAUACCAGUUUGGGCGGUUCGGAGAACGAAGACGCGAUUAAAAAAGGGAAGAGAAGUAAGGGUACUAGACGGUACGUGCCACAAAAAAAUUCAGUAGCUUAUGCCUUGUUAAUUACUCUCUACAGAGGGACAACAAAUGGGAGUGAAUUCAUGCGCAAGCAGGAGCUAAUUGAUGCUGCUGAAGCUAGUGGACUUUCUCGAGGGCCAAUUGUGCCUGAAAAGGGGAAAGGGAAGCCUGGAAAAUUUGGGAGCUCACCACGGGAAUGGUAUAGUGGAUGGAGUUGCAUGAAGACAUUAAUAACGAAAGGAUUGGUUGUUAAGUCAAGCUGCCCUGCAAAGUACAUGCUUACAGAAGAAGGCAAGGAAGCAGCAAAGGAAUGUCUUUCUAGAUCUGGGUUAGUUGAUUGCAAUGACAACUCAGCUAUUGCGCACAGAUCUUCGUGUAUUGAGCCAAAGGAGUUAGACUCAUCAGAUAUGCUGAGAUUUUGUGGUCCUGAACCAAAGGAUAUAGACUCAACGGAAAUAGACAUGCCAGAGUUGGCUUCUGCUCAGGCUCGUUCAUUAAACGAAGUUGCACUUACUUCUUUUGCUUCCAAUAGUGAGAAGAAAUCAUUUCACAUCCCUUCUGAAUCUCUUGAUAGGUUUGUUAAAAUGGGGUAUUCUAGGGAACAAACUACUCGUGCUUUUCUUGAGGCAUCAGACGCAUCGCAGACCCAGGACAUGUCUUCACUCUGGCCGGCUGUUCUAUGUCGUCUAAAAGAAGAUCAAGUCUAUGGCCUGCCUAUUCAGCCUAAUAUUACAAGAGUGGAUGAUUUUGCUGUUGGUACGACACGUAAUUCUGUUUCUAACAUACAUGGUAAUAGUUUGAUCAAUGGCACAUGCAACGGGCCACUCGAGGGUGUAAAGUUGCCGCUUCUUGCUACUUCCGGUCAGAUGGCUUGUCCUUUGAAAGCUUGCUCAUUCACUGAUAAGGAGGGGACAGAAGCUUUGGAAUCUAAAUCUCAUGUAUUAGCAAUGCCGCCUUUGGAUGUCGGAGAACGUUUUGAAGACGCUUACGGUAUAAUCUUAGUACUGGAUGACAGGGAACAUUUUGCUAGCAAAGGGUCCCAGUCUAGGAAGAUUAUUGACAACAUAAGUUCUCAAUUCAAAAUUCAAAUAGAGGUUAGAAGACUGCCUGUUGGGGAUGCCAUUUGGAUAGCUCACCAUAAACGUAUUGGAACUGAAUAUGUUCUUGACUUUGUUGUUGAGCGGAAAAAAGUUGAUGAUUUGCGCUUGUCAAUCAGAGAUAAUCGAUAUAAAGAUCAGAAACUGCGACUUCUGAGGUGUGGACUCAAGAAGGUGAUAUAUCUUGUUGAAGGUGACCCAAAUUCGUGUGAAGCUGCUGAAAGUAUUAAAACUGCUUGUUUCACGACUGAAAUAUUGGAAGGUUUUGAUGUACAAAGAACUAAUGGCUUGGGAGAAACGUUAAGGAAAUAUGGUCAUCUUACUCAGGCCAUAUACCAGUACUACAAGUCUUUGGAUUCAGAGCAUAAAAGCUCUAGGGUUUGCCCACAAUAUCGUGAAUUCAUUAGGAGAUGUGAAGAUUUAGACAAGCUGACUGUCAGUGAUGUGUUUGCGAUCCAAUUAAUGCAGGUUCCACAAGUAACUGAGGAGGUUGCUAUUGCUGUUCUAGAGAUGUACCCAACUUUGCGAUCUCUUUCUCAGGCAUACUCUGUGCUAGAUGGUGACAUUUGUGCUCAAGAGGAUAUGCUCAAGAAGCAUAGUAACAAUUUGAUUAGCAGUGCUGCUAGCAGAAACAUCUUCCAACUGAUUUGGGGCGGUUGACUUUGCAUUGAAGUUUUUUCAAAUGCUUGUUAGAGUUGAUAGAAAGCAAGGAUAUGAUAUGGUUCUUAACUGCAAUUUUUGCAGUCUGAGGAUUGCAUGCAAAUAAAGGAUGUUGAUGGACUUUCAUUUCAUAUUCCAGUUUCCAUUCACCCCCCCCUCCCC